AUGUCUUCCACUCAAACAGAAGAAAAGACCCAAGAACAUUACGAGGACUCCUCGCAUCCGGAUGACAACGCUUCCGACCAUGAGAUGGAGGACGGAGGCCAACAGCAGGAGCACCCGACAAAGCAGCAGCCGCUGAAGAAGAAACCCGCUCAACAGCUGCGGAAGAAGUUACAGCAGCAGCAGCCCUCCACUGAGCGUGCGUCGGGUGAUGGAGGAGGUAGAGUCCUCGGCAACACGAUGGAGAAAACGAAGCAGCUGCCAGGAGACGAGGAGUUGCAGCAAGUGACUCUUCCCGCAGGAAAGCACGACCUGAUCAAGGAUGUGGCGAUGCAGCCCCUGAGGGGGAGAAAAGAAAUGAUCUCCCAGACGAUCGGGGACGGGGCGAUGAAGGAGAUUGAGGAGGCACGGGAGAAAGAUAAAGACGAAAAGCAGAGUCUUCGAAUCAAGAUCUCUCUUGAUCUAGACGUGGAGGUUCACCUAUCGGCAAGGGUCAAGGGAGACAUUACAAUCGGACUCCUUUGA
Apiotrichum porosum is the source of this 522-nucleotide messenger RNA. RefSeq lists its product as uncharacterized. NCBI's taxonomy places the organism in Eukaryota, Fungi, Basidiomycota, Tremellomycetes, Trichosporonales, Trichosporonaceae. The coding region runs from base 1 to 522 and encodes 173 amino acids. The transcript has 2 exons. The record is from RefSeq and is a predicted model, not a curated record.